Symsagittifera roscoffensis is the source of this 4361-nucleotide messenger RNA. RefSeq names its product cyclin-G-associated kinase-like. Gene Ontology annotation, cellular component: cytoplasm. Gene Ontology annotation, molecular function: protein serine/threonine kinase activity; AP-2 adaptor complex binding; ATP binding. Lineage: Eukaryota; Metazoa; Xenacoelomorpha; Acoela; Convolutidae. The transcript has a single exon. Bases 29 to 3817 code for a protein of 1262 amino acids. The record is from RefSeq and is a predicted model, not a curated record. Gene Ontology annotation, biological process: protein phosphorylation; dephosphorylation; positive regulation of Notch signaling pathway.
AGACUGAACUCGAAAUUUUUAGGGCCGGAUGUUCAAAUCGGCUUUGGGAUAUUUUGCUGGAGCCAAUGCACAAUUUGGAUCAACUGCCAGUGGAACCAACGAUCUAGUGGGCAGUACCUUAGAAUUGGGAAAUGCUAAUCUUAGAGUGAAGAGAGUAAUUGCAGAGGGAGGUUUCGCUGUUGUUUUUGAAGCAGCUGAUAUUUCGACUAAUAAAAGCUGCGCUGUGAAAAGAUUACUGGCGCAUGAUGUCGAAAAGAAAAAAGAGAUUGAACAAGAAAUUAAGUUUUUGAAACUUCUUUCGGGUCAUCCAAACAUUAUUCGGUUUAUCACUGCCGCAUCUAGCCAAAACAAUGUAUCAGGAAGCACUGAAUACCUAGUGGUGAUGGAAUAUUGCCCAAGAGGUAGACUCACUGAUUUAUUGGCAGCCAAGACAAAACUGUCUCGGGAAGAAGUGAUAUGUUAUUUUUACCAAAUAGCCCGAGCAGUUCAACACAUGCAUUCCCAAUCUCCACCGAUCAUUCAUAGAGAUCUUAAGCUGGAAAAUGUUCUAAUCAAUGGUAGAGGAAUGUUAAAGUUGUGUGAUUUCGGUAGUGCAACAACUCAGGUUCAUCAUCCAGAUUACUCAUGGUCAGCCCUUAAACGGUCCCAAGUUGAAGAUGAAAUUACAAGCCACACCACACCCAUGUAUCGAACGCCAGAAAUGCUGGAUCUGUAUCAAAAUUUCCCAAUCGACCAGCAACAGGAUAUUUGGGCAUUAGGCUGUACGCUGUACCUUUUGUCUUAUGGAACACACCCGUUCGAAGAUUCCGCAAAGUUGAGAAUUUUAAACGCAAAUUACACCUUAGAGAAUCGAGACACACAGUACGAGGUUUUACAUGACUUAAUUAGAGGAUGCUUAAUGGUCGAUCCACGUCAUAGGCCUAGUGUGAACGACACUGUGCAUCGAAUUGAAGAAAUUGCCGAGGCUCUACAAAUAAACUUAGCCUCACUUCUGAAAAAGAGUGCCACGAAUUCUCCCGUCCAUGAAAUGAGUAGCCCGCCUGCUACCGCGCAAAGUCCAAGUAAUUCACUUCCUACGCAGCGCGAGCAAGUUCCUUCUAAAUCCAAAACAGAAGUCAGCCCGCAUCACCAUAAUCAGGCGAACAACAGUGUGCAAGAAUCUUCUGGUGCUAUGUUUAACUCGUUCAAAAGCGGAGCUUCAAGUUUCCUGACAAACAUGAAAGAAGCAUCAAAUAAAAUGGCAGAAACGAUGGCGAAUUAUGCAAAAGGAGAUCUAGAUAUCAGUUACAUCACUUCUAGAAUUCUGGUUAUGUCAUAUCCUGGAGAAGGCAUACAAGCCGCUGUUCGGAAUAACAUCGAUGCCGUUAGAGCCUUUCUAGACAGUAAACAUCACAAAAAGUACGCAGUUUACAAUUUGACUUUGUCCCCGUAUCGUCACUACAAGUUUGACAACCGAGUUUCAGAUUGUGGCUGGCCAGCGAAAAAGAGUCCAAACUUGACGAAUCUUCUAAUGAUUUGUAAAAAUAUGUCUCAGUGGCUUAAAAUUGAUUCCUCUCACGUUGCAGUGAUUCACUGCGUUGACGGCAAAGCGCAAUCUGCUCUAGUUUUGGCAGCUUUCUUUGCUUACUGCAAUAUGUACCAGAAUUUAGGCCCCAGUCUUCAUUUGUUUACGUUAAAAAGAACAGGUCCCGGAAUAAUUCCAUCUCACCGAAGAUACAUUGAAUAUGUAGCUGACAUAUGCAAUGCUUCCGAAAACCAACCGAGAACCAUUCCUCACCACAAGAUUGUAAGGUUUAAUAAUUUGGUUCUAAAACCAGUGCCAUUAAUUAAUAGUCAGAAAACAGGAUGUAAACCUUUUUGCGAAGUUUAUCAAAGUGAGAGCAGAGUUUUCACUACUUCACAGGAGUAUGACGCAAUACCUGGGUUUGACAACAGGGACGACUGUGUUAUGAUUCCACUGGAAAUUGAUCUUAUGGGAGAUUUGACAUUUAUAGUGUACCACGCGCGAUCGAUUCUUGGUGGAAAAGUACAAGCAAAAAACAUCUCGCUGAAAAUGUUCCAAUUUCAGUUCAAUUCUGGAUUUCUACCUGAAGAUAGCUGCUGUGUUAAGUUUGGCAGGUUUGAGAUAGACUACAUGGAGAGUCCAGACCGAUAUCCAGACAUGUUUGCUGCUUCUUUAAACUACGAAGUAACGUCGAAGGAAGAUUUGACGUCUCAGAAAAAGAGCUUUAAUUAUGAUGUCCUCAAGAGCAAGGAGUUGACUCCCUACUUAGUUGUAAAAGAUGACACAGAGCUGAAUCUUUUGUAUCAAACUGUUGGUCCACCUGAAGCAAGGACUCACAAAGCCCACGAUGAUGACUGUUUCGAAUAUAAAAAUUGGGGUCAUGAUAAAACAAACUCAUCUGCAACGACUAAUGGAAGUUUUCCGUUCAACAAUUCAGCCACGGAGUCAAUGCAAAUGUCUUCGGAUAACGCACUCAACGCAACCAGUUCUAGCAACGAAGACAACGUCCUGUUGAUAUCGUCCGGAACGGAUGCUUCAUCGGCAUCUCGUGCGUCGCCUCAGCCCGACUACGAAAAUGUUGCCGUGGACGUUCCGAGUCUCCUUGACUUUGGCGAGAAUAGUGGGGACACGCCUCAGAAACAAUCAGAUCCUUUUGGAGACAUGGGAGGACGUUUCGAUCCUUUCAAAUCAAGUGGAACAGAAGGUGGAGUCGAUACUAAUUUCAAUCUAUUCGCUGAUGAUCCUUUUGGUUCUAGCGCUGUUGCUCAAGGUCAAACAAGCCAACCGGAUCCCUCGUCAGAUCUCUUCGGAGCCGACCCUCUAGUAGCUCAGUUUGAUAGCUUAGGAGUCGGAACUACGAAUUUCAAUGGAAGUGAAAGUCACAAAAUGGAAAGCCCCAAUCUUAUGGGCGAUUGGUCAGAUGUGAUAAACACUAGUUCUCAGCCUGGGUCAAUUAACACACAAUUUUCAAGUCAAUAUCCUUCGGCGAGCCUCUCACAGCCAAUGUUUAACAGGUCUACUUCGUCCAAUCUGAAACCAGCUGCAAAUUCUAAUGCUGUGCCGAGCCAGAAUUCAAAAAUGACUACUAAGGGAGCGCCGUUGGACCCUUUUGGAUCAUUGGAUCCAUUUGGGGUAUCAAAAGCUCCGAAUGAUUCUCUCAAAGUGAAUGGAAAAGCUGGCCAGCAGCAAACAGGUUUUGGAUCGAGUGGUUCAAGAUCCAGAUCCGUUAGUCCAAAUCCAACUUCCAGGACUCAAACUCAGUCGUCUGGUAACCAGCAAUCCACCACAGCUCAUCAACAGAACAAACCAAAUUACAACUUAAACAUUCCCGGAAGUGGUAGUGGCGCAAAAUCUAAUCCCAGCUCUGUCCCUAAAACUGGAGCUUCGCCUAAAGUAAACCGCAAAAAUGAUUUCUCGGACCUUCUUGGGGGUUUUAAUGUUUCGGGCGCUGCAAGCUCAGAAGGACCAAAGACAUUAAAAGAUCUGAAGAACCAGCUUCUCGCCGAGACCCUGGAUCCCGAUGAAAUGAAGAUCCGAGACUGGAUUGACGGUAAAGAAGGAAAUAUCAGAGGACUGUUGUGCAGUUUGCAUAAAGUGGUCUGGGACGAGUCGCCAUGGAAAGAAUGCGGAAUGCAUCAGUUAGUCAGUGCCAGUGACGUUAAGAAAAUGUGGCGUAAAGCGCUUCUGGCUACACAUCCAGAUAAACAAGUGGGAACAGCGAAUGAAAAAUUAGCCAAGAUGAUCAUGAUUGAAUUGAAUGAUGCUUGGGAUAAAUAUCAAAAUAGUGGGGCGCAAUCUUUGUAUGGUAACUGAGCAUGCUGGUUUUAAAACGCGCUUAAGUUUUACAAAUUGUCAAUAUUAUCGAAAUUGUUGGUCCUAAUUUGAAACGCUGAAGUGGUAUUGGGAAAAUAAAGGUAACAUUUUUAUUGCAGUUGUCGUAGUCUUUUACUCAGUUUUUGACUCAAAUUAGUUUUGAAGUGAUUUAAGCACCAUAAGAAAAUCGUGUAUUGCACUUAAACAAAUACUUAAUUCAGUGCUUUAAAAUUUUCAAAUCAAUCAUUGUAAACAGUAGAACUUGUGUAUUCAAAUUUUUGAAUAAAGUAAGAUCAAGCUCAAACAUUUUUUUGAACCAUGUAUUCAAAAUAAUUUUGCUGUAUAUUGGCACUUGAGUGAGAGUAAUCAGCAGCUAAUAGUCCGCCUACUUUAUGAAUAGCAGUUAAUUAUAAAAUAAAUACAAGCCGAUAUAUCGUUUGAAUGAAUUAUUUUAUCGCAAUGUUCGCAUCCUCGCUAUUGUACAAAUAUGGCAAAUAUAAAGUGUAGAAUAGAUCUUGUUCAAUUUAUUCGAUUAAUUAUAACU